Molecule: messenger RNA, 1389 nt
Organism: Aspergillus alliaceus
Lineage: Eukaryota; Fungi; Ascomycota; Eurotiomycetes; Eurotiales; Aspergillaceae
Exons: 1
Coding region: 1-1389 (462 amino acids)
Biological process (GO): regulation of DNA-templated transcription
Molecular function (GO): DNA-binding transcription factor activity
Source: RefSeq, a predicted model, not a curated record
AUGUCGCCAGUUUCUCCAGUCACAGGCCCUUCAUCAGAAGAUGCCCUUCGAACUGAGAAACACGAGAAGAAAAGACCUUUUGUAGACGAGGAUUCUUCUAUGCGCGGGCAGCAUCGCCCUGGUUCAUGGCACCCGUCAAUCCCUGUGGAGCCCCCGCUGAAUUCUACGCAGCUUCGUCCCAUUGGAGUUGACUCGAUCCUGAACCCCCCGACGAAUGCACCACCAGUAUCCGUUCCCCUUCCGGAGACUGGUCCGGAGGCACUGAGAGAUCGGUUCUCGGCAUCUCCAUCUCAUCAACACCUCCCCCCCCAACAAGUACAUCUUCCUUCCCCAUCAACGCACGCAAAACGCUUAUCGGCAUCUCCUGGGAUGAGAAGCCGUCAGAUUAUCGCCCCUGUCUCACCAUCAGCUCGAUUUGUCAACUCGGGGGUCGGGUAUCCCCGAAAGGCGAGCGCUUCUCAAUCUCCGUUGGCGAAAGAGUCACGAUUGGGAUUAUACACCGUGACGCCUGGCUCACCUUUGCCAGUAGAUUCUGUCACUGGUCAACCGAUAUCCGUGGCGGGAUAUCAGCAGUCUGUUCCGGUGUCCGUUCAUUCAACACCGACCUUCCACAGCCGCCGAUCAAGUGCUAACCCGACACCAAAUCCAAGUCCUCAGGAGACAAGCCCUACGACACCCAUCUCGGCCUUCAGCCAGUUCGGGCGGUCGUCUCCUGCUGCCACUGCCGCUUCGGGCUCACAGCCUGCACCGUCGUUCUUGCAUUCCGCAUCACAUACAAAGAUGGAGCCGGUCACUCGACUACCCUCGGUAGUGGCAGGGCACAAGCACGUCGGGGAUGAGCCCGUCGUUGUGGCUAAUUCCCAGGCGGACCCUCCCUUUCCUGGGAUGAUUCCCUGCAUCCUAGACCUAAAGUCAGGCUCCUCGAGUCAAGCAGAGAAGAGAAAGGCAAACAGUGACGCCUCGAGAAGGUUCCGCAAUAGGAAACGAAACGAGUUGCAGAUGGAGCAGAAGAUCACGGCCCAGCAGGAUGAAAUCCGGAAGCAAACCGAAGCCCUACAAAGGCAAGCCCAAGAACUUCGGGUGCUAAUGCAGGAACGUGACUUUUAUCGCUCCGAGAGGGACUUCUACCGUGAGCAUAUCAGUCGUCUUGUACCUUCUGGCCAGGUCCCGGCUAGGCCGGCCUCUCCACGGACCCUUCGCCCAUCUGAACGUGAACAUCAGGCCUGGCCGACUACAGAGACCACACAGCGUAUAGUGGACACGGCAGGGGUGUCGUCGGCCGCCUCAACUACCAGGCCAGUAGGUAGCUGGACCAAUCGAGGGACUCUGGCAGAUGAGCAGCAGGCAAGGUCGCUGCCACAGUUCCCUGGGCCAUGGACACGCGCUUGA